This is a messenger RNA of Dermacentor andersoni, 7926 nucleotides long. RefSeq lists its product as uncharacterized. Lineage: Eukaryota; Metazoa; Arthropoda; Arachnida; Ixodida; Ixodidae. The record is from RefSeq and is a predicted model, not a curated record. Gene Ontology annotation, biological process: chromatin remodeling. Gene Ontology annotation, cellular component: nucleus; Ino80 complex.
UACAAACAGUUUGUAUAGGUGUUCUGUGCUACAAAUGCCUACAACACGCGCUAAGAAAUCUCCUCCGUAGUGCUUCAAAGAGCAAAAGCCCCCACAUUUUUCUCUCUAGCCCCGCUCUUACUCGCGCCUGCGCACAAACGACUGGCAAUCCCUCCAAUGAACGUCUGGUUAGUCGGGCCCACCGUUUCGGUGCAGCGUUGUGCGUGCAUUCUCUGUGGUUGAAUUCGUAAAAACUGGUACGAUAACGUCGUGGAAAGCCUCGAAGCGUGCGAACGCUGAAGUACGUCAGAAGUGUUUUCGAAUUGAAAAAGUUCAACGCUGUUGAAAGAACAUGAAAGGUAUAUGCAACGUCUUUUUAUCCGAGAUGCGCUCAUAGCGACAAGAUACGAGCUUUCAUUCACUUGGAAGCGCGGAAGAACUUGAGCUGGGCAUAGGAGCAAAUGAUUUGAAAACAUCGCUGGCAAGCUGAAAUCCUUAAAAAUGCCCAUAUCUGAUGAAGCUUCGAUGCCAGUUGUGUCAUACCGUCAAAAAUAUCGUAACCUAAAGCGCAAGUUAAAGUUCCUUCUCUACGAGAACGAAUGUUUCCAGGAGGAGCUGCGAAAGGCGCAAAGAAAGCUGCUGAAAGUAACACGCGACAAAAGCUUUCUCCUCGACCAGAUUCUUCAAUAUGAGUCAAUCGAUUCAUCAUCGAGUGACUCGGAUGCGACUGUGUCUAGUGACAGCGACUCCGAGCUUCGUGUUGAACCGCCACCACCGCCUCCCGCAAUCAAGAAAAAGAAGCCGUCGGUGACCCCUGUUGAAAGCAGCAACGUCCACCAUAUUCCUGUGGCUAGCGUGUCAGCAGUAACAGUGCCCAGUGCUACUCCCUCUUGUUCUAUACCUAUAAAAACCGAAAUAACGCCGGGGCCGCUACCGGCCACUAACACUUCCGCUGCUUUGGGUGUUCUGCCUACGCUAGCAGCGAAGUCGGCUGUUUUGAUGCCCCCCGGUGCGUCUCUCAAUCCGACGGCUGAUAAAAAAAAGAAAGUAGCCAGGGCCUCCAAGCCUCCGCCAGCAACAGUGCCUACACCACCGCAGCCGACGUCGAAACCGAUUUUGGUCUCUGGUGUUCCGAAAAGGAUAUUAGAGGCAGCCGAUGCACUUUGUGUGAGUCGUCUGGACGGCCACAUGACUUCGGAGGAGGUGGAGAGGCACCUGGAAGCAAGGCAGGCACUGCGCGAUCUACUUCCUGAGAAGGCUCCGCUCACAGUGCCUGCUGAGCUCUUCAGCAAUGAACCACCGGCAGACCUACUGGACGGCGGGCCGCCCUUGCUGGCGCCUGGCACCUCUGUCAUGGCCUCCACUGAUGCUGAGGGGGAUGAGGACGAACUCAUCACUGGAAUAGCAUAGUGAUUACAUGUAUCUCAAGUUGUUAGAAAAGCCAUAUGUUUGACACACUGACACUGGAGCUAUGUAGUGUUACGUAAGAUCCUAACUCUUAGUUCGAAUUAUGCUGCAGUCAACUUUGUACAAAUGGUCUUUGCCCAGUCAGUGCUGUUGUCUUGACAUGUGGCAUCCUUUGAGGUCUUUGCUGGUGUCUCUUAACGGCCUGACAUGUUUGAGCAGAUUUAGCUGCCCACCUGUGUGAAGUAAAACAUUUUCUGUGCUUAAAAGGUUGAUUUAUAUAAUAUUACUAUGUUUACCUUGUGUUUAGAAGUGUUAAGCUAGCUCUGUGUUUCAAGGCCAAUUUACUGAGUUAACGACCAGAAACAACCCUAAGACUAAGCCAGUGACAACCCAAAAAUUUAAGAAAGGCUCUUUUUAAAAGUAUGCUGUGCAAAUUCUCUCUGCUUCUAUGUUCCAAAAGUUAGGUUUUAUGUUCCAAUAGACGUCCACCCAUGAAAUUCAGUUUGUAGCAUAAACGUGCAUAAACUGUAAUGCAAGGAACAUUGAAAAUGAAUUAGAAAAAGGAUUAUCCUGGCUUUACAUUCAAAGAGCUAUUUUAUGCUCCCAUGAGUCUGAAUAACAAGGUGCAUGCUACAGUUGAGAACAUGCGCUACUAAAUCCCAAGUUAAUCUAUCUGUCUAAUGGGUAUCGUGUAUACCUCAUGAAAAACAAUUCCAUUUCCUUAGGUUGAGAGGUUCAUGCCACUGCAACAGCUGAGCAAGACAAAUACCCGAACUUUGGUCUCGUAAAAGAAAGGGAGAACAAAGUUUAGUUGACUUGCGAAUGUAUGCAUGUGUCCUUUGAAGUGAAUUUGCCAUAACUUUUUGGGUUGGUACUGACUGUAGUAUUCUGGGCUACACAUAACAGCAACCAUGCAAAACACCCUUUUUUGGCAGAAGCAGUCUACAUCUGUUGCCGCCAGUUCUUUGCAUAGACCAUGUCGUUUUAUGAAGCAAGUGCACCAGCCUCAUUUCGCCUGAUCUUAAGCUUGCAGAGGAGCAUGUGCUGUAUUGGCGUAGUAAAAUAGCAGCUGAUGGCGGGGGGGAGGGGGGUUGAAGAAAACUGGGACAGUUCGCUACUGCUUAUGGCACAGAAUGUAGUAUAUGGCCUGCAGAGAAGUUACACUGCAGGGCAAGCAGCGAAUUAUAGGAAAGUCACAAAAUUAAACUGCCAUAAGCAGCUUCAGUAACAGAUAGCUCAUGUAUUAUUGUAUAGUAAAACUGUAGGAAAUUAUUGCAACAAAAGAACUGAUGUGUAUCAGAAAGGAAAGCACACUGUUGGCACAUGCACCAGUUGCAUAAUCUGAUGGCAUUUAUUUGAAUGAUUGAGCUGGUCUCACUUGCUGCAUGGAUAUGCAAGAAAAUGUGUGAGCUGAAUCUGUGACCAGUGACUGCUGUAAAAGACUCGACAAGUUGGGUUUGUAGUUUUAGAGGCCUAUCUUUACUGCAUUAACAUGUUGCUAACAUUAGCAUGGUUCUCCAGCAGCUCUACUGUCUGCAAGGGCAUCAACAUUUUUAGUGGGGCAUGAGAACAUGUUUUCCAGUAAUUUGCAGUGUUACAAGGCUACCUACAGCAGAUUGUUUGCAGACAGUGUGGGCCAACUUGUAUCCUAGUGUAAUAGAGUCCUAACUCAUGCCCUUUGUGACCUGCACAUUUAGCCAAGUAAGGGAAAGGCAUUGUGUUGCCUUGUUGAUGAUAUGUAAUAUGUUGAAUGUAGUAUGGUAUGUAUAAUCAAACUUUUUCUAGUUACUUUUGCCACAUGUAACACAAUAGAUUGUACACAAGUUUGAGGCAUGCCGGAUACUCUGUUUUUUUACAUAAGAAAGUGCAUUUGGUUUAUGUAGAAGUUCAAGAGGGGGGUAUGUGUGCACAGUGGCAUGUGCUCACUGGCAGCCUCUGGAGAAGAAAAUUUGUACGAUGUAAUGGCCAUGGAUUUUCUUGGCACUUUAUCAAUGGCCCGUUCAGACUGGUUAGCAGUGUGUGAUGAAUGUUUGGUUACUGUUGCUAUUGCAUUUUGAAGGAGUUUACAGUAAAGCGGCCAGUUACACCGCUGAGUUUUAUAGCAAGGAAUGCUUUAAUUUUUAUGUAUGAUACUGGAAUAUUUUAACAGGAGUGCGAUGUUGUAAACAGUAAGAGCAGUCACACUUCUGGUGUUGAUAUACCCUGUAAACGUAGGUUGACAGGAACUUGAAAUGCUAGUGUCUGUUUUAGUCUUUUGUUUGCAUAUUUGUGUUUGUUUUAUAUAACUUGAAACAGUGCAUUGUCAGAUAGCGUAUGGCAGAUUUUUUUUGCAUGAAGUAAUUUUAUCAUGCAUCUGCACAUCAUUCUUAAAGAGGUCCUGCAAUACUUUUUAUGGAAGGCGUGGAAUGUGUUUGGUGUUUAGGGGCAUCACCUCACAAAUCCUUUUCAACAAAAAGUUUUUGAAUGCACCUUGUAUCAACAGAGUAAUUGGCAACCAAAUGCUGCCACUGCCACACCUUUGCUGCCUUUCCCUCCUUUUUUUUGUUCCUACUACACUGGAAGCUGCAUGCUGUGUCCAUGUGGGAGAAUGUCCACCAUUAUCUGCCCAUCAUUUCACCUAGCUUUUGUGUCUGCAUGGUUCGGAGAUUGUGUGGUGCAAGCUCCUGCUGCACUUCACAUAUGAAAGGCCAUAGUAUCAAUGUAGUGGUAUUGUUCUCCACCACCAUGCUAGAUUUCUCCACUCAUGCUUUUGAAACAAUGCUUAAUCAUAACAUUAAAGAAACCUGCCCAAUAGCCACCAUGUUUAAUCUUGUGCAAAAGUAAAAAAAUUUACACGGGUUUUAAAAGUUUCACUUACUCAAGUAAAAUUAUUGGCUCCCAGCUGCUUAUACACGAAUAUUAUUUGGCUCAAAUGUUUGGACUCUUUUCACUAGCAAUGUCAAAAUUUGCCAUGCUCAAAAAGUAUUGAAGGGCUCCUUUAAGCUUGCAUUGUGAACAGUGAUAGCACCCAUGCAUUGAGUUUCUCCACAGGCCAUGCAUUGUUUGAAACAUCAAUGGAUUGCAGGUGUGUUGCUGUUAAAAAAGCCCUACAUCACUCUCUGCCACUAUUUGAGCCCUGUACUCUUGAUUUUGAGACAUGCUCAAGUGAGUUGUUUUGUGUCACUGCCCGACAUUCAUUCUCACAUGCAGGGCAGUGACAUUAUCAUCUAGCAGUCUCAUGCUGCUGAAGUGUUUGCGGGGCUAACUGCCAUGCUUAGAGAAUGUGUUUGCAGAAAAUACGCUCAGAAAUAAAAGGAAGUAACUGGAUAUAAUUGGUCCCAGUGUAUGAGAAAGACAUAAGUACUACUACUGUGCAGUUCUCUCUCGCCUCCAUAUCUUACAAGUUUCAGCUGAAAUGCUUAAUAUUUUCGAAGGAGGUUAUAAAAUAAACUGGAGCAGAGACGAUAUGCUGAAAGCGGAACUCUGGACACCAUCAAACUAGUAGCUUCCAAUGUCUUGCAAGAGUCAUGCAUUGCGCUUAAAUAUUUGCAGCCCAGACUACAUGAUCCUUUCUUGAAAUGUUGCAUCACAUGUUUUCUGUGACUAGUCGGCAUAGAGAGAUAUUUGAUUGUUCAGCACUGCAUCUGCUUGCAGCCAAAUUUGGGUUUUAACUGCCAAGAGCAUGUUCUCAUUAUUGCAAUAGCAAUUAUAUGGGCACUUGACGCACAUUUGUGCUAUUGGAGCCGCUGUGAUAUUCCGCUAUUGACAGCACAUGUGUGUGCUGAGGGUUGGAGGUCACAUGAUCUGCUGUUAGAGUGAGGGUGUGAGUUAUGGCAAGAGGGCCGGCACCUUGUUUGAUAUGCAUGAUAGAAGGUAUUCAAAAACAUGAGCGAUACACAGUCUGUUUGGUUGGAAAAUUGGUGAAGCCAAGUGGACACACCAUCUAUUGCUUUCGUUGGGCACUGACAAACUGCAAUGGUUUUCUGCCAGUCUCAUCUCAAGCACAUCGCCAGCAGCCUGUAACAUUGCUGGCAGCACUUUUCAUCAAACCAGCUUUGAGAGAUGCAUGGUAGCUGUCGGGGAACUGUUUACACUGCACAGCAGCAGUUGCCCCGCAUGCUGCAUCGUUCCAGGAGCUCAAGCACAAUUCUAAACCUUGCUGUUACUGUCAAUGCUUAACGCCUCCUUGGGCGAAACUGCCAUUUUUGGGGUGUGCAAAUAUUUGAUACUUUCAAAUAAUGCAUAGAACAUUGUUCUAUUAUUCGAUGCAGUCCUCGAAUGAAAUAUCGCUAUUUUAAAAUCUGAAUAUUUUUCGAAUAGUUUUAGAAUAUGUCACAUUGUUGACUGCAGACUAUCAAACAUGAAAUUAUAACAAAAAUGUGAUAACUUCCAUGCCAUCCACAGUGUACAUAACAUGCUGCAACACACUGCAUCGCUGGGGUAGCUAGACUUUUCUGCUUAAACCACAAUCGCUCUCAAGAAAAUUUUGUUUAGACAUGACAUUUCUAUAGUGGGGAUUAUUUUAUUAUUUGGUACUAUUUAUAGAUGCAGCACCUGUGUACGUGCAUCAUAUUAAAUCUGACUUUGUUUCAUUGCAACAUACUUUUACAAUAGUGGCAUCAUCUGCUGCGACCAUUUGAUCUAAAGGAAGAGUGCUUUUUUUUUUUUUCACACUGCUAUCGUCACACAUGACAUACGUUUCUGGUUUGGUUGUGAAAAUAUAUGCAGGUUAUUUGACCUAUAAGGCUGCCUUUCUAAACUUUAUAUGAUAAUGCAUGACCACGUAUGCUCUGAAUAGCCCCGUGUUUGCGAAGAAACUGCUUAGUUGUUCCUAAUGCUCCCUUUGUGCUUUUAAUAAAGCAUGCUUUAUAAUUUGCAGUUUAAGGACAAAGUUUCAGAUGUUACAAGUAUACCAGGCUGUGAAAAUUGUUUGACAUUAAUAGCAAGAGGGUUGUACAUUUAUUUGCAAACUAUUGGAAAAAAAUGUUUAAUUUGAUCCAAUUCACUUCUAGCACUAUUUGCCUCUCAUUCGGUUUGGUCUACUACUAUUUGCAUUAUAUGAACUACUAUUUGCACACCCCUGGCCAUUUUUUAAGUAGUUGUAGUUUGUAUGGUUUUUCUCAAUCUUGAUGUGUUUGUUUGUUCAAGGUCAUGCCAUAAAGCUAGCUAGCUACCUUAAGCAAACUCCAUACUUGCAUUGGGUGCAUGUGUGAAGGUAGUCUAUAUGUUUUUUUUCAACACUCGUAGCAGUUGUAACACACUGAGAGUUAUGAUAAAAACUUGCAGUGCAAACAUAUUUCUGUUAACCUAAUACCACCAUUCCUGCAAAGCUGGGUUCUAUCUUUGAUGUAAGAAAUAUUGCAUAAGUAAAAGUGAUCCCAAAGAGGUGGUGGGGGACUCCAAGGUAAUGGGAACCAAGAAUAAUUUUAAUGAAAGUGCACAUAUGUGGUCCACCUUGAAAACUGCAUUUAAGGACAUGGUAAUUACAUGACAUACAUUGUUCAAAGCAUGUUUGGAAAAUAGACAAAAGGCAGCCAAAGGAGAACCUUGGUGUUCCCAUUAAUAGUGAGAGCUGUUUCUUCGGUUGCCUUCAAACCACACAAAUUAUUACCAAGGAACAAGAGUGACAAGUAGCAAGGAGCCUAAAAGCAAGUUGUUGCUAAACCCAAGCGGUGGAACAGAUACUGAUGUUAAUGAUGGUACUGAGGUUUUGCUUCACCGGCCCCUUAUAAUUUAACUGUACAAUAUAUUCUGCGCCAGCAAAAGCAUAUGGGCUGCGUGCAGAUUCAUGUUAGUGCUGCACGAGUCUGUCAACAAGUGUAACGGAUGAAAUCUCACUUUCUAGGUAUCUGAGGUGUCUGCUGCUCCAGUUCUUUUUCGUAACCUCCUUAGGCCUUGCUUAUCUACCAUAACAGUGCGAUACACUGUGAUGCAAGCAUGAUUUGGUGAAAGUGUCUGUGAGCUGUAUGUAUGUGUUUUAGCAAGGGUUCACAUACAAUCGACAAGUAACUUGGUUGUGCAGGCUGUACGUGUCGUGUGCACAAAAGCUGCAGGUGAAUUUUCUUUGCAGUAGAAUCUGAAUGAGUGGGCAAUUUUUCUGUCCCUCAGUACAUGUACAUAAGUUCAUGUAUAACUAAAAAAAAAUCCACCUCAAAUGGCUGCUGCCUCCUCUCUGUUCCACGUGACACCUGUGUAUAGAUAAAAGUACCACUGUUUUUCUUUUUUGUAUUGUUUUCUUUUUCUUUCUCCUUUUUUCUCUGUUGCUGACUUUCGAAGCCCCUUUGUCUAUGUAUUCACCUGCACUGUCAUGUUCUGCAUCUGUGUGAAAAUUGUAUAGUCGUGUAGCAUUGUAUUUACGUUUGCAUAUCUAACUGGUGCUGAUGCAGUAGCAAUGCAUGUUGCCCUAAAGAGGUCCUGUAACAUUAUUUUGACUGCCAAUUAUUGUAUUUUCACAAGCGUUUCUUCCUUACAUGAUGCCAAGUUAAAUGCAAGAAUGAGAAACUCACACCCACAAACAGAAAUAAUUCAAUUUAGAACAAUAAAAAUAAGCAAAUGCCUCAA